CUCAGGGAGGGAUUUGGGGGUUCAAUCGAUCGCUGCGUUGUUGGCAUCCGGCAGCAAAAGCGACGUCUCCAGCUCCUGCCCGAUGCCAACAGCUGAUGGGAGGCUCCUGCCCUGCCCUGAUAACGCUUAUCGGCGUGACCAGCGGGGCGGUGGCCCACGGGUGUUGCCCGCUGCUCGCCCCGGGUGACGAACGGCACCGAUGCCGUUGGCCCUUUAAGCACUGCGCGUUGCCCCUUUAAGCCCCCCGCCGCUGCGGACCCCACUGCGCGAGGCCACGCCCACCCCACCCGUUAGCACUUCUAGAGAGGGCGUGGCCAAACAGUGAGGCCACGAGCCCUCCCGCCCCUCUCUUAAAGCGGCAGCGCCAGCCGCGGGGUUGCGUUACCGGAGCCGUUAACGCAGGUCCCGCCGAUGCUGUUGCUCCGCGCCGCCGCCGGGCGCAGGCUCCCGGUUCCCCCCCGCCGCCCCUGCUCCCGGUUCCCCCCCGGGACCCCGGCGAGGGGGGGGGCACCGCGGGGGGUGGCCCCGGUGCUGGCGGCGCUGCUGGGGCUCGGGGCUGCCGUGGCCUAUGGAGAGCGGCGGCGGAGGGUGGCGCAGGCGGCGCAGGCCCCCCCUGCGCCCCAGUUCCCCCUGUACACGCGGGAGGAAGUGGGGCGCCACCGCUCACCCCGCGACCGCGUCUGGGUCACCCACGGCACCGAAGUCUUCGAUGUCACUGACUUCGUGGAGCUUCAUCCCGGGGGGGCCGAGAAGCUGCUGCUGGCGGCCGGGGGGGCCCUGGAGCCCUUCUGGGCCCUCUACGCCGUCCACAGCCAACCCCACGUCCUGGAGCUGCUCCGUGAGUACAAAAUCGGGGAGCUGCACCCCGAGGAUGCGGCAUCGGCGCCCGCCGUCCUCCCCCAGGACCCCUUCGCCGGAGACCCCCCCCGGCACCCCGCGCUGCGCGUCAACAGCCAGAAGCCGUUCAACGCCGAGCCGCCGCCGGAGCUGUUGGCCGAGCGUUUCUUGACGCCCAACGAGCUCUUCUUCACCCGUAACCACCUCCCGGUGCCGGCGGUGGAGCCCGGCGCGUACCGGCUGCGGGUGGAGGGGCCGGGGGGCCAGGGGGUCUCGCUGUCGCUGGCUGAGCUACGCCACCGCUUUCCCAAACACGAGGUGACGGCCACGCUGCAGUGUGCCGGCAACCGCCGCAGCGAGAUGAGCCGCGUCCGCCCCGUCAAGGGUUUGGCGUGGGACAUCGGAGCCAUCAGCACCGCGCGGUGGGGCGGCGCGCGCCUGCGGGACGUCCUGCUCCACGCCGGCUUCGGCGAGGAACGCGAAGGCGAAUGGCACGUCUGCUUCGAGGGUUUGGAUGCCGACGUCGGAGGAACCACGUACGGCGCUUCCAUCCCUUAUAACCGCGCCAUCAACCCGGCGGCCGACGUCUUGCUGGCUUACGAGAUGAACGGCGAGGAGCUGCCGCGCGACCACGGCUUCCCCGUCCGCGUGGUGGUGCCCGGCGUGGUGGGCGCCCGCAGCGUCAAGUGGCUGCAGCGCGUGGCCGUCAGCCCGGCCGAGAGCCCCAGCCACUGGCAGCAGAACGACUACAAGGGCUUCUGCCCCAGCGUCGACUGGGACACGGUGGAUUAUUCCACGGCGCCCGCCAUCCAGGAGCUGCCGGUGCAGUCGGCCAUCACCUCCCCGCGUCCCGGUGCCACGGUGCCGGCGGGAGAGCUGACGGUGAAAGGCUACGCCUGGAGCGGCGGUGGACGGCGCGUGGUUCGCGUGGACGUCUCGCUGGACGGCGGCCGGAGCUGGCGUGUGGCGCGGCUGCUGGGCGAGCGGCCGGUGCCGGGGCGAGCGUGGGCGUGGGUGCUGUGGGAGUUGGAGACGCCGGUGACGGAGGGCGCCGAGCUGGACAUCGUCUGCAAAGCGGUGGAUGAGAGUUAUAACGUCCAGCCCGACAGCGUGGCACCCAUCUGGAACCUGCGCGGGGUCCUGAGCAACGCCUGGCACCGCGUCGGCGUCACCGUCGCCCGCUGAGCGGCUCCGCUGCCUUUGCCCGUUGUCCGGCGGCCGCCAAGGCGCAAAGGUCGCCGCUUUUUACGGCUCCCGACGUGUGAAAGUGGCUCCAUAAAGAUUGCGCAGGUUUA
Molecule: messenger RNA, 2132 nt
Organism: Cuculus canorus (common cuckoo)
Lineage: Eukaryota; Metazoa; Chordata; Aves; Cuculiformes; Cuculidae
Gene: SUOX
Product: sulfite oxidase
Exons: 4
Coding region: 412-2022 (536 amino acids)
Cellular component (GO): mitochondrion
Molecular function (GO): oxidoreductase activity; molybdopterin cofactor binding; molybdenum ion binding
Source: RefSeq, a predicted model, not a curated record